Molecule: messenger RNA, 1382 nt
Organism: Impatiens glandulifera
Lineage: Eukaryota; Viridiplantae; Streptophyta; Magnoliopsida; Ericales; Balsaminaceae
Exons: 8
Coding region: 228-1193 (321 amino acids)
Source: RefSeq, a predicted model, not a curated record
CAUUUCAUUUAUUUUCCAUACGAGAUAGCAACUUAGCCUAGUUCUCUCUCUCUCUUGUUUCUUCCGAAAUCUUCUACCAAGGGUUUCUCUAAUCAUCAUCGGCCGUUCAUAUUAUAACUCUCGAUUGAUACAGCAGUAGAGAAUAACUCAUUUCUAGUUCGAUUUCUAUUUCAAAAGGCGUUCGAUCGAGGCUAGAAAAUCCAACUGAGCAGGUAUUUGACUUGGAAAUGUCGUCACCGGACUUUCAUAUUCCAGAUGAGGUACUGGCAGUGAUUCCUACCGAUCCAUACGAACAACUUGACCUCGCUAGGAAGAUUACGUCAAUGGCAAUUGCAUCUAGGGUAUCAAAUCUCGAAUUGGAGGUUGAGAGGUUGAGGAAGAAGGUAAAUGACAAGGAUCGUUCUAUAUCGGAGCUUGAAGAUAAGGUAGUGCAACUUGAUCGGGCAUGUCAGGAAGCUGAUACGAAAUUCAAGCUUGUUCAAGAUGAUAAUGUGAAGCUCGUGAAAGAGAGGGAUUCGUUGGCAAUGACGGCGAGGAAGCUAGGACGUGAUUUGAUUAAGUUGGAGACUUUUAAGAAGCAUUUGAUGCAGUCCCUCAAUGAUGACAAUUCGUCACCAGCUGAAACUGUUGAUCUUGACACCUCUGUUCAAUCAGCUCCCAGAUCUUAUACAGUCCAGGAUUCAGAUAUGAAUGGUCAGAGGAAGCACAAUUCGUUAUCUGCCUUGAAUGGCCGUGCAGUUGAAAAUGUUUCGAAGCAAUCUAUGCAAAGAAGUUCAACAACAACACACAUUACACCACGCCUUACUCCAACUGGAACUCCGAAAAUGGCAUCUACAAAUGUAUCUCCAGUCAGAUAUUCUGCUGCAGUAUCCCCUCAGUUAACCUCAGGUGCAACAUCUCCCGUUAAAUCUCAACAUGGUUCAAUGUCUUCAUGGUUUCCGUCUAGUCAGCAGUCAUCAGCCGCAAAUUCUCCACCUAGGGGAGGACGCCCAAGAGGAAAGGAGUUCUUUCGCCUAACAAGGAGCCGUCUUUCCUACGAACAAUUCAGUGCAUUUUUGGCAAACAUAAAGGAGUUUAACGCUCAGGAGAAAUCUAAAGAGGAGACUUUAAGGAAAUCUGAGGAGAUAUUUGGAAUAGACAAUAGAGACCUUUAUCUAUCAUUCCAUGGAUUGCUAACUCGCAAUUUCAAAUAAGCUUUUGAAAUGGUUUUUAUGAUGAGGGGUGAUGAUUUAAUAUUCAAGUCUUUUAAGCUUUCUUGUUUGCUUACUAUAUUAAUUUAUAUAUAUUGAUAUUAGCAAGAUGUGUUAUCUUUUAUAUUAUAGAAGGAUGGAUGGUAACAUAAUACACUUCAUUUUUCUGAUUGUCAAAAUUACUAUUAUUAU